GAGUACAUUUUGUAUGAAGAAACUGUUCUACUUUUAUUAAAAUUCUAACAUGACAAAUAUUUCGAAGAAACGAAAAACCCCAUCAAAACUUAAGAGCAUGGGCAAUCACGAUGAGUUUUUAAAUCGUAUAUCAAAAUCUCUUUACUAUUCAAAAUUACCCAUGACCGAUUGUCUUAGUUUACCUGUUACUGAAUUGGCAGCAGAACUAUUCACUGAAGUAAAGAGUGGUCAUACACUUGAAAGAUUAGAUGUGGAAGAGGCUAGCAGAAUUUCUAGAAAUGCAUGUGUUUCACCUUGUUCCCUUGUUUUGGCAUUGUUGUAUUUGGAAAGGUUGAAAGAUUGUAAUCCAGAAUAUAUUCAAAGAGUAGCACCUUCUGAGUUAUUCCUUGUUUCCUUGAUGGUGGCUAGUAAAUUUUUAAAUGAUGAAGGAGAAGAAGAUGAAGUUUUUAAUACUGAAUGGGCACAUUCAGGUGAUCUGGCUGUUUCACAAAUAAAUCAAUUAGAAAAAGAUUUUCUCAAAGCUAUUGAUUGGACAGUCUUUGUUCAUAAUCAAGACUUUUGGGAAAGACUGCAAAAAUUAGAAAAAGAUGUAGCUUAUAAAGAAGCACAAAAGAGAGGUUGGUAUUCAUAUACAGAACUAAGCUGUCUAAUGAAUUCAAUGCAAUUAUUAGCAGUAGCACAUGCUGUGGUAAACAUAUCAUCUAUCUGUUUGGCAACAUAUACUGCAGGAGUAGUCACACUUUUUGGAUCUGCCUUAAUUACAAGCUACCUUCCAGGAACAAUAUUUAGUCCAAGACAAACAGCAAAUUGCACAGAUAUUAUGCAAACAGAUUUGAAUCCAGUAAUAGAUGUAGCAUCAUCACCUAUUGAGAUUCUACCAGAAAAUAUUUUAACAACGGACUUUAUAUCAUCUUCUUUAAAUUGCAAUCAAUCUCAGGAGAAUAGUGAGAAUAUUAAAAGAAAUGAAAUUACAGACGUCAGUUGGAAAUGGUGGUUAAAUUCAAUGAUGAUCUGGGUACAGGAACAUUCAAAUUUAGAAUCGAAAAAAUUGCAUUUGGCGAACGAUGAAAUUGAACAUGCGGAUGCAUUAAUAACAACUAAAUUGUUACUUGAUACUACUACUUCAGAUGAAUUUUUAAUAAGUAUGAACUGGAAACAAAUUUUGGGCAUAGAUUUGAGAAUUCUUUUGCAUGAUUGGAAAUAUUACGCAAAUUACGUUACAAAAUUAACAGUAAAUGCGUAA
Habropoda laboriosa is the source of this 1243-nucleotide messenger RNA. RefSeq names its product protein CNPPD1. The coding region runs from base 50 to 1243 and encodes 397 amino acids. The record is from RefSeq and is a predicted model, not a curated record. The transcript is spliced from 5 exons. NCBI's taxonomy places the organism in Eukaryota, Metazoa, Arthropoda, Insecta, Hymenoptera, Apidae. Gene Ontology annotation, biological process: regulation of cyclin-dependent protein serine/threonine kinase activity. Gene Ontology annotation, molecular function: protein kinase binding; cyclin-dependent protein serine/threonine kinase regulator activity. Gene Ontology annotation, cellular component: cyclin-dependent protein kinase holoenzyme complex; nucleus.